Pyricularia grisea is the source of this 195-nucleotide messenger RNA. RefSeq lists its product as uncharacterized. Lineage: Eukaryota; Fungi; Ascomycota; Sordariomycetes; Magnaporthales; Pyriculariaceae. The record is from RefSeq and is a predicted model, not a curated record. The transcript has 2 exons. Bases 1 to 195 code for a protein of 64 amino acids.
AUGUACAUUCUAUGGCACAAUUUAUUUAUCUCCCUUUUCCCUCUCGUUGACUCCUUUUCCAACUCAAACACUGUUGAGGACAAAAAAUGGAACCCUCCACCGGUCCUUGCCGAGCACAGCGGUGCGCGGACCACCUCAUCCAACCCCCACCCCGCAGGGCCGUCACAGUGCAAGCUGAAUGCGCAGGCAUUUUGA